Schistosoma haematobium is the source of this 4369-nucleotide messenger RNA. RefSeq lists its product as uncharacterized. The coding region runs from base 3439 to 4230 and encodes 263 amino acids. Lineage: Eukaryota; Metazoa; Platyhelminthes; Trematoda; Strigeidida; Schistosomatidae. The record is from RefSeq and is a predicted model, not a curated record. The transcript is spliced from 6 exons.
GGUUGUGAAUCGUUGAUGUAGAAUAAAUAUCUACCUCCGAUUUUAGUUUACAUUUACAAUGCCAACACAACAUAUUGCUCUGGCAUUAUUCUUAGUUCUGUUGGCAAUUGGAGUCAUCAUUUUGAUCAGCAUACUAGUUAUUGUCAAAAGACGUAUAGCUCGACGAAAAAGCCGAAUAGGACGUACUACUUAUAAUUCAUGUGGACAUGGUCUACCAAAAGUUUGGAAAUCAAAUAUCGAGAAAAAAAUUAAUGGCACUGUGAAAAUACGCACUGAACCUCAGGUAUUCGGUCCUCAUUAUUCUGAAAAUUACGAUGUCUACACUUCUACUGGUGAAGUAACUUUCCUUUAUCGUGCUAAAACAGUCGAUCAGUUUCUCAUGUUAAAACAAGCCAUACUUUCCUUAGAUUCGACAUUAGAAGCUCCUCCAUUAAGAGAUAUACGUGAUUUCUUAUUGACAGCUCGUCAUAAUGUCAUGAAUCCGCCACCAUCUCGUGAUCACAUUGAAGAAUAUUGUCAACUGUAUUUGUGGGCAAGGCAUGAUUUGAAUGUACGUAAGUUGUCCUUUAUUCUUCUCUCUACUACUACUACUACUGCUACUACUACUACCACUGCUACUCCUACUCCUAUUCUACUCCUCCUCCUCCUCCUACUACUACUCCUACACUCCUACUACCCUACCAGUACUACUACUACUACUAUGUAGUAGUUUAAAAUCAUUGAAAAAUACAUAUUCUACAAAUGUUGGUUUCUCUUUCUAGCCUUUUGGUGAAUCAGAAUAUAAACGGUUUUGUGAAUUGCAAACUAAUUUAUUAGAAAUAGUCAAUCGUACAAAACCAUGGCCUGUCUAUUCAUCAGGUGGAACCAAUACUUUUGGUCAGUCAUCAUCCGAACAGUCAUCAAAGAUACAUAAAAGAAAUCAUUCAAAUUUUAAAAUUAAUUUUCCAUCAUUUCUAUUUAAGGCAACAGAACAUUCAAAACUUCGUGUUGUUCAUUCAAGUGCUUCUGUUACAACAAUAACAACUACAAUACCAUCUUCAUCAUCACCGCUAACAACAACAAUAACUUCAAGUAUUGCAUUAUCAACACCUACAUUGUCAUCACCAUCAACGUCUAUAGUUAAUCAAUCACGUCCAACACGUGUUAAAGUAUUAUCCAGAACUGGACAACCUAGCGGUUUAAAUUUAAAACGUUUAUCUCAUUCAACACAUCGUAAAAAGCAUGAAUUAUUAGUUUCAUCAUCUGAACAUGAAACGCUUACUAAAAACUCACAUUUAAUUCAUCCAAGCCAUGUCUUUACAAAUGAUGUCAUCGGUGAAAUUGAUUCCAGUGUAGAUUUAUUAAAUAAAAUUGAUAGAAUGGAAACAAAAACCGGUAGUUGUUCACAUCGUCGUGAUAGUUGUCAAAGUGAUGGUUCACAAACAGCGUUAAUUGAUUUAGAACCUGUUAUUGUUGUGAAUCCAUCGAAAACAUUAUCACAACCAUCACGACAAAUAAAACUCAGUGAAUCUUAUAUUAUUCAACCGGAUAUAAAAAAUCUAACACGAUUUAACAAAGGUAUGGAAAAUGAGGCUGUAAAUUGUUGAUUAAUUUAUAUUGUAAAUACAUUUUCAAAUGUUACAGUUAUACUUUCUUCUAUACUCUUAUGGAUCAAUAAUAAGUAGUAUAUAUCUGUAUAGUCAGUAUUUAAGUAGUAUAUCUAAUAAUGUGUAAAUAUUUGAUGUUUUAUUUUUUAAUUUUCUGCAAAUCUGUCUCCAUUUAAACAUUUGUAAAUAGUAAAAUUCAUCUUAUUGUUAUUUAUUUUAACCAUUACAAAUUUCAACUUAUUUUUAUGGAAUGUCUCUGAAGUUCUAACUACUACUACUUUUUAAGCUUUGAUUUCAAUCGUUGUGAGAUUAUUUCAGAAUAUAGUUUUCACAUAUUUAAUCACUUCUGUAUACUUGACGCCCAAUUUCUGUCAAACUAUUCAUUUUAAUCUUGACGAUUAUUUGUAUGCAUUAUAUGAUGUAAAUUUCAAGAGUUCUACCUGUAACAAAUACUCAAAUUCAUAGUUGAUUGAUGUUAUAUCUUGAAAAGUUGAUUUUUCUUGAUACUACCGCGUAUAACAGAGCACUAGAACAUCAAAACCCUUCCAAGUCACAGUAAGAAGACAGAAGACUAACGAAAAGAAUAUUAUUCCAAACAGUGUCAAUCAUAGUACAAAAUUGUCAGGUAUUUAUAGUUUUUAGUGAGAACGAAAUCAUCAUUACAGUCUUCCGAUUCGCAUACAGGGGGUUAUUAGCAUUAUCCAAUCGGGAAGCUACACGUUGGAAUUCUAGAAUAUUCUUCCGAAAGGUGAUUGGUUGAGACGUCUUUGGCUCCUUAUGAGCCUCUUACAGCUUCCUCGAGUUCACCGGUGGUCCGUCAUCACACCUCCCCCCUUUAAAGUCCGUUGUGUAAGAUUUUUUUCUUGGAUCCACCUGAAGCUUGGGUGUCACAUUCCUCUUGCGGUCCAUUACUCUCGAGGGUUGUACAGCUUUCUCUCUGCGUCGUUUGUCUUUUCGAUGUUUGCACUCAUGAUGGUUCUUCUGAGAUGAAUCUACGAGCAAUUGAAAUGGGAGACGAUUUUCUGGGACCACUGUGCUAUCAUUUCUUUGCAUUUGAUUUAUGUGUCUUAUGCAUUUUCCGACACCUUUCCGGACUAGGUACAGUACAUUUCCGAUUCGACGUUCUAUGACACCUAGUUCCCACUUUUUAUUACCUUGAUACGAUCUGACAAGUACCUUUUCGCCCACCUGGAAGCUACGAUUGACCUUACGAUCUUCAUUCGUGGGUUUAUUUGUCUCUCUGGGCGGCAACAUACUGUUAAAGACUGUCCGGAUUUUUCUUCCGAACAUACACUCGGCUGGCGACUUUCCUUCUGGUACUGCAGGAUUAGGGGUAACUCUGUAAGACAUCAAGAACUUAUUAAUCACUUGUUCCGGGAUACCCUCACCUCCCCCUUUGACCAGAGCUUUCUUUAACGUAUCUACGAAUCUUUCUGCUUGGCCGUUCGACUGAGGAUGGUACGGAGGAGAUUGUAGGUGCAAUAUACCAUUUUCACUGCAAAAGCGUUUGAAAACAGAUGACAUAAACUGAGUACCGUUGUCGGUCACUAAUAUCUCUGGAACCCCAAAACUAGCAAACAAUCCUGACAAUCUUCUUAUUGUACUCUCCGAUGUCAUUUUCGGCAUGUCAUGUACUUCUGGAUCGAUCGAUAAUAACGCUGCUUAUCAUAACCUGCAGUCCACACGUUACAACAGUUGGAGAUGGGGUAGAGAAAAUGUUGAACCCUGUAAUUGGACGAGAUUCAGGCUAUUUAUUUUGGCCAAUCAGCAUUCAGAUUUAUCGUCGGUGUUUUUGGAAGUCAUUGGUUGUUAAUUGAUCACAGUAUUUCUCAUUACCCUGCUGAUUCAGAAAAUGACUAUCCUUCCCGAUCAAUUGCAACUACUACUUGAUCGCCAACAGCAGCGUUUCAGAGAGAGCCAUUUGAGUGUCUUGGACAAUUUACUCACGCGACUGCUAAAUCUCCCAUGUUUCGGAGAUGUGAAAGAAAUUGAUGAAUUAAUUUCUCACUUGCAUACUGAACUCGAAAAUGACUGCAGGACGUAUGAAUAUGAAAACAAAAGCCUCUAUGAAUCCCUGAUGAUCAGUAAUGCAAACGAGGCAGUCGCUCAUGAUCCGUCCAGCGAUCCAGAAAUGUCCAAUUCAGAAGCAUGCCCUGUCGUGGGUUCAAAUCCCACUGUGCCCGAAACAUGUACAGACAGUGAGGCAUCCAGCUCACAAGAAGAACGCCUCGUGCCAGAAAAUGUGUCCCAUGCAUCAAAUAAUGGUCAGAAAUCUAAUACAAAUUUCAAAGAUGCUGUUUAUUUUAGUGAUCUAUUAUCCACUGAUGGAAUUUUGAAGAGGUCUGGUGAAUAUGUUCCACAAGAAUCAAACCUUAAUGACCUCAUAUCUAGUGUCGCUGAUACUCAUCAUCUAGUCAGUUCUAGUGGACCCUCUACCCAAUGCGGGAAAUAUGCUUUAAAUAGAAUCAGACUAACUGUUACUUGGGUAUAUGAGGACCCAACAUUAUUUCGCGGGGGAGGACGGACGCAGAAAAUUUUAAAAAUCCGGAUAUCAACUCCGGAUCUUCAAAAAAGGGGUGUUAGGGAUGCUGGGGAAUAUACCAAUCAUUAUCAUGUUAAGUCUAAUGAUGUCCUUGGACUCUAAAUGGGCAUUCCCUAUUGGCCAUUAUUUAUUUCACUCGUUAAAUAUUGUACAGAUGUUGUUUUCUAUUUUUAUGGUACGAUGUGGUCUGUUUGGUUGGUAUAUAAACAGAGUAUGUUUGAAAUAUAACGAUUCAUAUCUC